Molecule: messenger RNA, 1344 nt
Organism: Caenorhabditis remanei
Lineage: Eukaryota; Metazoa; Nematoda; Chromadorea; Rhabditida; Rhabditidae
Exons: 8
Coding region: 1-1344 (447 amino acids)
Biological process (GO): DNA damage response
Cellular component (GO): nucleus; cytoplasm
Molecular function (GO): phosphatase activity
Source: RefSeq, a predicted model, not a curated record
AUGAACAUCACCGAUGAGUACGAUCAUUUGGCACCGAAGUUGAUUGGAAAGAAGGAGGGCACAUUUGCCUACUUCACUGUUCGUGAUCGUUGGCCAAAGAUCGUCACUAGCCUUGUGGAUCAAUUGGCUCGGAGACGAGCAGAACUCAUCGAGCAGUAUGGAAAUGGUGUCGAAAGAGACAUUGCUGACAUACUCGAAAAGUUUGCUAAACUUCGCUACGAGAUCAUGACCGACAAAGCGUUGUGCAAUCUCUGUGAAGACCGUCUGGACGGGAGGAAAUGGCGAGAGAUGUUGAAUGAUAUGCGGACAGGGAUCAUGCCCAACGACACCGAGGAGCUGACCUACUUCAAGGGACCAUGGCUCUUCGUCGAGUGUUUCCUGUACCGCUACAUUUACAGCGCAUUCAAUAUCACUAACCAUUUGGGACAAAUGGAUUAUUUCGAGGAGUCGAAGAAAAAGAACUUCAUGGAUCAUCUCCCACAAAUCGAGGAGUCCGCCGCGUUCCUCAUGAAAAUCUCCGCGAAAGAUGCUCCAGUUCACGAGCUCUUCGGAAUUAACACGAUACUCAAAUCGAGUUUGUGGGGAAACCGUGCGGAUAUGUCGUUGACUGGUGGUGAUGAUCAUACCAUGAAAAUGUCUUCAAUCGCUGCAUCCUCGAAACUCGCCGACUUUGUCCUCAUCGACGACGUCAAUGAGUUGAUCUGUAAGGUCCUUGGACCCCUUCAAAUCAACGAGAAAAAACUCAAAAACCGUCGCGUUGACAUCGUGUUGGACAACGCCGGUGUUGAGUUAGCCGGUGACUUGGUGCUCGCUGAGUUCCUUCUCGCUCGUGGAUUCGCUGACAAAGUGAUUGUCCAUGGAAAGGCGAUCCCAUGGUUUGUCAGUGAUACCACUGAGAAUGACUUCAAUUGGGUUGUCGACCAAUUGAAAGAGGCUGGUCCGGAGAGCACGAAAUUCGGAGAGCAGUUGAAGAAACGAAUUGAAAAUAUGGAGAUAAUUUUCAAGUGUGAUCUCUUCUGGAUCUCACCACACCCCUACUAUAUUAUGGAGAAAGAGGCGCCCGAGCUUUUCGAAGAGCUCACUACGUCCUCACUCUUAAUCUUCAAAGGAGAUCUCAAUUACCGUAAACUGGUCGGUGACCGCGAUUGGGAUCUCGAUACAUCGUUCAAAACCGCGUGUCGUGGAUUCGCACCGUGUCCAUUCUUCGCGUUACGAACGCUUAAGGCGGAGACUGUCGCCGGGCUCAGUGCGGCCUCAAUUGAUAAGUUGUUGGCGAAAUUCGACGAGGACAACUCAUGGAUGACGUCAGGAGAAUAUGCCGUCUGCCAAUUAGGCGGCGUUUAA